Molecule: messenger RNA, 950 nt
Organism: Drosophila gunungcola (fruit fly)
Lineage: Eukaryota; Metazoa; Arthropoda; Insecta; Diptera; Drosophilidae
Product: protein CutA homolog
Exons: 1
Coding region: 109-687 (192 amino acids)
Biological process (GO): response to metal ion
Molecular function (GO): copper ion binding
Source: RefSeq, a predicted model, not a curated record
CGCAUCGCAGUCCGGCAACGCCACAGCCGGUUAUUGUUUUGUUAUUGCUAUCUGUCAUUUGCACCGAAAUUGGGAUUGUUAUUGCUGUGCCGUGCAAAGUGCAUGUAAAUGCAAUAUCGGAUCUGUGCAAGGUUCUUGCCCUUUCGCUGGGUGUUUGCUCGCGACCUGUUGUUCGUUUCCACCAUCGCCGCCGUCACAAUUCGCCCGGCCUUAGCCACAAGCAGUUCGUGUUUCGCCAGCCGGGAAAGGUGCUUCUCUUCCAGUGUCCCGCCGUCCAGUUCCAGUUCCUGUAGUUCCAGUAGUUCCAUUUCCAUGAUGAGCGACCAAACGGGAGAGUCCUACCAAGCGGGCAGCAGUUCGGUGGCCUUUGUGACCACUCCGGAUCGGGAAACGGCUAGGAAACUGGCACGCAGCAUCAUCGAACGAAAACUGGCCGCCUGCGUCAACAUCGUGCCCCAGAUCGAAUCAAUCUACAUGUGGGAGGGCAAGGUCAAUGAGGACAACGAGUUCCUGCUGAUGGUCAAGACGCGCACCAGUCGCAUCGACGAACUGAGCAAGUUCGUCCGCGAGAAUCAUCCGUAUAGCGUCGCCGAGGUCAUCUCGCUGCCCAUACAGAAUGGCAAUCCACCGUAUCUCGACUGGAUUGCGCAGACGGUGCCGAAAAGCGCGGAUAAAACCCAGGACUAGGCCAAAUUUAUAAUGUGAUAUAAUGCGAUUAAAUGUUCACUGAAAAUUGGCAAUGUUUUUUUUUUAAGCUUUCCAAGGGCGCCAGCUUCAGGCGUUGCCAGUAGGCUUCAAUUUACACACUAAUUUUUAAGCAGUCCGGCAGGCUCAUAUUCAACACGGGUCGCGCUGUUUUAAAAGUUAAAUUCAAUUUUAUCAUUAAUUUCCACUGCAACAUUAUUGGAUUACAUCAUAAAAUGCUUUUAAUACACAGCUCAAACUUUUUA